CUUUAUUUUUAGCCUCGCCCCGACCUGAACCACUGCAUACUUUACUCCAACUUCCCACCACAUUCAAGACAUCUUUGUGUCUUUUGAAACUUGUCUAUAUUUACUUUUCUCUCCUUCUAUACCCAGAACCCCCCGUGUAUAAACUCUAGAAAAUGUGUAAACACAUCCUGAACGCCCAAGUGGCCAUCCGCUCUCCCUGCUGCAAAAAAUGGUUCGACUGCGCCGAAUGCCACCAAGAACAAGAAUCGCACUCACUCACCAAAACCACUGAAAUGGUCUUCGCCUGCAAGAAAUGCAAGAAAUGUUUCCGGAAGGACGCGACGGAGUUUGAUGAGAGUGACGAGUACUGCCCGCACUGCGAUAACCAUUUCGUGAUUGACGCUGUGACGCCGACUCCCACGUUGCAGGUCGAGGGUGAGGAUGCGAGAAUUGAUGCCAGAAUGCUCAAAGACGACCGUGUUCGCGGACACCAGGAACGCUCCAUCUUCAACUUC
Molecule: messenger RNA, 494 nt
Organism: Aspergillus piperis CBS 112811
Lineage: Eukaryota; Fungi; Ascomycota; Eurotiomycetes; Eurotiales; Aspergillaceae
Product: CHY zinc finger protein
Exons: 6
Biological process (GO): protein import into mitochondrial intermembrane space
Cellular component (GO): mitochondrial intermembrane space
Molecular function (GO): zinc ion binding
Source: RefSeq, a predicted model, not a curated record